Pseudogymnoascus verrucosus is the source of this 1315-nucleotide messenger RNA. RefSeq lists its product as uncharacterized. Gene Ontology annotation, molecular function: oxidoreductase activity. The coding region runs from base 377 to 1237 and encodes 286 amino acids. The record is from RefSeq and is a predicted model, not a curated record. Lineage: Eukaryota; Fungi; Ascomycota; Leotiomycetes; Thelebolales; Thelebolaceae. The transcript has a single exon.
UAACAUUCACUCUAAGGCGUCAGCCACAUUUGCUAGUUACUAUUUCUCGUUUUAAACGGACAUAGAAACUCAUAUAGUGCAGCAUCACAUAGUGAUUUUAACGCCUACACGCUUAAGGUUGGUUGAAGAGACCCGGCGCUAGUAUUCGAUUGAAUGCGUGGUCCAAGAGAAGACUAUAUACUAGAGAGCCCAUCAUGCGUUGUGCGUGGUUAAGCAUUCCCGAGGUGUCAGUUAAUUCUAUAGUCCCGGGGGUAUCCAUGUGGGGUAAACGCGGGGUAUAGCUACGAACCCACCCCUCCAUGUUCCAGUAAGAUAACAUUCUCAUUCUCACGCCAUUCUCCAACUAUCAGCACCAAAUAAUCCACACCAAGCAAUCAUGGCAAGCCAACAACCCGAAGUGGCAUCAAGGCCAAUCAGCGGCUCCUUCGCCGGCAAAGUAGCCAUAGUCACCGGCGCAGGGUCCGCAGGUGACGGCAUCGGCAACGGUCGCGCGGCCGCCAUCCUCCUCGCCGAACAAGGCGCCUCCGUUCUUUGCGUAGACCGCGAGAAAGACUGGGCGAAUCGGACGGUGGAGAUGAUCACUGAAGAGGGGAAGGGAAAAGGCCUCGCUUUCUACGGGGAUGUCACUAAAGCUACAGAUUGUGAAGCCAUGGUUGAAGCUGCGGUCAAGGCUUUCGGUCGCCUCGAUAUCCUCAUUAAUAACGUUGGAAUCGGUGGCGCGCGCGGUACAGCUGUCGAUGUUGAUAUGGUAGAGUGGGCAGCGGGGAUGGAAGUCAACGUUGGCAGCAUGGUCUUAUCAGCCAAGUAUGCGAUCCCCGCCAUGCAGAAAAACACAGGACAGGUGCGCGGCUCCAUCGUGAAUAUGGGCAGUGUAGCCGGUAUCCGAGGCGGCACGCCGCAUCUUCUUUACCCGACGAGUAAAGGAGCGAUUGUGAACAUGACGCGCGCGAUGGCGGCGCAUCAUGCGCCGGAUGGUAUUAGAGUCAACUGCGUGUGCCCUGGUAUGCUGUACACGCCGAUGAUGUAUGCGGGUGGGAUGAGUGAGGAGGCGAGGGAGGCGAGGAGGAAGAGGAGUUUAUUGGGGACGGAGGGGAAUGGGUGGGAUGCGGGGUGUGCAGUGAGGUUUUUGGCGUCGGAUGAGGCGAGGUGGGUAACAGGUGUUAUACUUCCCGUGGAUGCGGGAGCGACUUGUGCUGUUGGGAGUGAUUUACCUAAGACUGCUAGUGUUAGCAGUUAAUAGGAGGGCUUGUUUUCAUAAUCGGUUGAUGAAGGGAAAUAUCAUGGGGUUUUCUCAAUAUCAGUGACUAAAUUUGUG